This is a messenger RNA of Coregonus clupeaformis (lake whitefish), 1189 nucleotides long. Its product is annotated as tetraspanin-1. The transcript has 8 exons. The record is from RefSeq and is a predicted model, not a curated record. NCBI's taxonomy places the organism in Eukaryota, Metazoa, Chordata, Actinopteri, Salmoniformes, Salmonidae. Bases 16 to 876 code for a protein of 286 amino acids. Gene Ontology annotation, cellular component: membrane.
UUACUCCCUCCCCUCAUGUGUGUGUCAGACCUGUGGGAGAGAAUAAAGGGUCAGAUAGAGACUUGUUGGGACAAACACUCCUCUCAGACCUCAACAGUCAUCACCUCAGCACAGAGAAGGAAACAACAGACGGUGAAGAUGUGUUGCUCCGGGUUUCUCAAGAUUAUGAUGUUCAUCUUCAAUGGAGCCAUCUUUUUGGCGGGUGUGGCCAUCCUGGCGGUGGGGGUGUGGGUGAAGGUGGACAGUGGCUCUCUACUGGGCGUGUUAGACAACAUUGAGGAUGCCCCAGCAGAACUGGGCCAGCUGGCUAACGUGGCCUACCUGCUCAUUGGGGUUGGAGUUGUCCUGCUGAUCAUGGGCUUCCUAGGGUGCUGUGGAGCCAUGAAGGAGUCCAGGUGUAUGCUGAUGCUGUUCUUUAUCAUCAUCCUGAUCAUAUUCAUUGCAGAGGUGGCUGGGUGCAUUCUGGUCCUAGUCUUCCAACCACUGGCUAAGGAAAUUCUUGAGGACCUUAGUGAGAAGGUUGUUGCCAGCAUUAAAAACGACUAUGGGAAUGAUGGGAGCCUGACUUCACUAUGGAAUGGCACCAUGGAACAGUUCAAGUGCUGUGGAUUCCGCAAUUACACAGACUUCGAUGGAUCUCCCUUUCAAGGGAACCCAAUUAUCUCUGUUUACCCACUCACAUGUUGCAAGAACACUGCCACUUGCAUGGAACCAGCUGCGGAGUCUUCGGAAGUCAUUGGCUGCUUUAAUAUGUUGCUGAACCUGAUCGAGGACAACGCUGUCAUCAUUGGAGCUGUGGGACUGGGCAUCGCUGCUCUUGAGAUUGCUGCCAUGGUGGUGUCAAUGGUUCUCUACCAACAGAUUGGUAACAAAUAGCACUGACAUCCAUGACUAUCAAUCAGCUCCAUGGUAUAUCAACAAUAUCUGUGCACAUAUACUGUAUAGAGCCUACUGUACGCAUUCAGUUCAUAUUUUAUGAUGUUUAAAUUAGAUUCCUUUAUCUCUGUAUCCUUAUUUGUUUCUUGCACAAGCUGAAAACUUUACAUGAAUGUAUGACGUUUUGUGUUGAGAAAAGUGAUUGCUGUAACUGGCAAGACAUUUGAUUUGUUUUUUGUUGUUAUUACUUCAGCUGUCUUGAAUGGAAUGAGUGUCUCUUUUUGUACAUAUAAAUAUUGAAGUUUAGAAAUUA